This is a messenger RNA of Phalaenopsis equestris, 1802 nucleotides long. Its product is annotated as beta-hexosaminidase 2. Gene Ontology annotation, biological process: glycosaminoglycan metabolic process; carbohydrate metabolic process. The transcript has 2 exons. NCBI's taxonomy places the organism in Eukaryota, Viridiplantae, Streptophyta, Magnoliopsida, Asparagales, Orchidaceae. The coding region runs from base 67 to 1761 and encodes 564 amino acids. Gene Ontology annotation, cellular component: membrane. The record is from RefSeq and is a predicted model, not a curated record. Gene Ontology annotation, molecular function: beta-N-acetylhexosaminidase activity.
UUCAAAAACCUCACCCCUUUCUCUUCGUCCUUCCCCCAGCACACAUUCUCCCCUCCAAUCCUCGCCAUGAAACCCUACACCAUCCUCCCUUUCUUCCUCCUCCUUUCCCUCUCCUCCGCUUCCUUACCGAUCAACGUCUGGCCCAAACCCACCAACGUCUCCUGGCCAAUCCGCGUAUACUCCCUUCUCUCCCCUUCCUUCACCAUCUACUCCUCCCACCCCGAUCAUCCCCACCUCUCCCUCGCCGUCUCCCGCUACUCCGAUCUAAUCCUUUCCGAGCACCACCACCCCCUCCUCCCCCCUUCCCUCCGCUCCACCCAUCACCUCCUCUCCUCCCUCAACAUCUCCAUCUCUAACCCCUCCGCCCCUCUCCACCACAACGUCGACGAAUCCUACACCCUCUCCAUCCCCCUCUCCGGCCCCGCUCUCCUAUCCGCCUCCACUCCCUGGGGCGCCAUUCGCGGCCUCGAAAGCUUCUCUCAACUCACCUGGUCUGCUGGUUCCAAAACCCUAAUAGCCGCCGGGAUCCACAUCGCCGAUCGUCCCCUGUUUCCGCACCGGGGAUUGCUUCUCGAUACUUCCAGAAAUUUCUUCCCGGUGGAGGAUAUUCUCAGGACGGUGAGAGCGAUGAGCUAUAAUAAGAUGAAUGUUCUUCACUGGCAUGUCACCGAUUCGCAAUCGUUUCCGAUUCUUCUUCCUUCGGUUCCAGAUCUCGCCAUUAGAGGUUCUUAUGGGCCGGAGAUGAGGUACUCGCCGGAGGAUGUCCGGCGGAUUGUUGACUAUGCUAUGAGCUAUGGAGUUCGAGUCAUGCCGGAGAUUGAUGUGCCUGGGCACACGGGCUCCUGGGCCCAAGCCUAUCCAGAAAUCGUGACCUGCGCGAACCAAUUCUGGCUCCCUCCCAACAAACCGCCGCUCGCCGCCGAGCCCGCCACCGGCCAACUCAAUCCCCUCACCCCGAAAACCUACGAAAUCGUCCAAAACGUCUUCCGCGAUGCCGCCCAUCUCUUCACCGAACCAUUCUUCCACUCCGGCGCCGACGAAAUCAACUCCGCCUGCUGGGAAUCCGAUCCCGCCAUCGCCGCCUUCAUGUCCGGCGGCGGCACCCACGACCAACUCCUCCAAAACUUCAUCGCAAAAACCCAUCCUUUCCUCACCUCCCACCUCAACCGCACCGCCGUCUACUGGGAAGACGUCCUCCUCGGCCCCGCCGUCAAGAUCCCACCUUCCGAUAUCCCCAAAGAAACCACCAUUCUGCAAACCUGGAACAACGGACCCAACAACACGAAGAUCCUCGCGGCGAUGGGGUACAGAGUCAUCGUCUCCUCGUGGGAUUUCUACUACCUGGAUUGCGGCCAUGGAGGUUGGGUGGGGAAUGACAGUCGGUACGAUGGCCUGAAGUCAGGGGGCGACGGGGGGUCAUGGUGCGCGCCGUUUAAGACAUGGCAGAGGGUUUAUGAUUACGAUAUAACGGAGGGGCUGACGGAGGAGGAGAGGAAGAUGGUGAUUGGGGGGGAGGUGGCGAUGUGGUCGGAGCAGGUGGAUGGGGUGGUGGCGGAUGGGAGGAUAUGGCCGAGGGCGGCGGCGAUGGGCGAGGCGCUGUGGUCGGGGAAUAGAGGGGAGGAUGGGAGGAAGAGGUAUGGGGAGGCGACCAAUAGGUUGAAUGAAUGGCGGCAUAGGAUGGUGGGAAGGGGGAUUGGAGCCGAGCCCAUUCAGCCCUUGUGGUGUGUCAGGAAUCCGGGGAUGUGCAAUUUGGUCCAGUAGAAAAUUUGAAUUUGCAAUGAAAUUAAGGGAUAAUUAGUACA